UCUCAGAAUUUGAUUAAAAUAAGCAAAGUACAUACCAGUCAACAUUAUUGAAUGCUUUUGUAAUAUUCAGUUAGAAUGAUGAUGAUGGUUAUAGGUGUUUGGGCUGACAGAAGAAAAAAAACUUUAAGUUUGGAACAAUUGCACACGUUACAAGGUCAAGCGUAGAACCGAGCAUACCCAGCUAAUUAUAGCCUAUGCUAAGAGCUCAUGGCUGUGUAUUUUUUAAAUGUGGCCUUCCCUGACUCCAAUAAAUCAUUUACAUGAAUGUCAUGAUGGCUCAACCGACUGCCUUUUUUUUUUUUUUACAUCACCAAGUAGUGAAUGAUGCAAAUUCCUUAAGUUAAAUUACCUGUGAAAUCAUUGCUAGAGUUGGAUAAAUAUUUGUUAAUACUGAAUAAAUGCUCCAAUAAAAAUAAAUGUAUUCUAAUUUUAACCUAUUGUCUAUAGUUUGAUGGGUCUAUUUGAAGAACAAAGCUACUUGUUGCAUUAAUGUUGCACAUGCAGACUCAGCUGAAUUAUUCAACAGUCAUUAGCCCAGGAGAUGAAAAUAUCUCUCUUCUGUCUCACUGUGUCCACUAGAUGGACCUCCUUUCACAUAAAUUCUACCCUUAGAUAUUUCCCACCUCUCACUCUCAGUUUCCCCCAUCUGUGCUGAAUGACCCUGGCCCACUCUUCUUCCUUGUAGCUGCACUAUCUCUGCUUGAAUUCGCUACACCACAGGCGCGAUGGCAUGCCGUCUUCUCCGCGCUUUGGCCCCAGUGGCCACUCUCCAGUACUCGAGCUCCACUAUGAAAAUUGGCCGAGUCCUAAAUGUCACCUCACCCAUUUCACUAGGGACAUGCCACACCAAGAAGACCUGGCCCCAAAGCUUCUCUCAGGAAGAGCUGAAGAAGCGCUUGACACCUAUGCAGUACCAUGUUACUCAGGAAAAGGGCACAGAGAGUGCGUUCAGGGGAGAAUACACAGACCACAAAGAGGAGGGAACGUACACUUGUGUUGUCUGCGGCGCCCCUCUGUUUAUGUCAGAUAAGAAAUUUGAUUCUGGCUCAGGAUGGCCAUCCUUUUUUGAUCUGAUCAAAGAAGAGUCAAUAACACAGACGGAUGAUUUUUCUUAUGGCAUGCACAGAGUGGAGACGAGCUGCAGUCAGUGUGGCGCUCACCUUGGACACCUCUUUGACGAUGGCCCCCGGCCCACUGGAAAGCGUUACUGCAUAAACUCCGCCUCACUCAACUUUCAGCCAAAAAACGUUGCUCCUGAAGGGUCAGAACCAAAUGGCGCCACAGGCCAAUCAUCUUCUAGUAAGAGUGAGCUUUGAGGGGAAUUUCAGUAGACCAGUCAAGUAUUAGAAUGUUGAUGUAUAUCCUUUUAGAGUUCACUCCUGGAUGACUAGAUUCAGGUCAAGCCUGAUGCAUUACCGUACAGGUGAGCCUAGCAAUAAGACGGGUACGCCUCGACCAACCAGAAAGCUAUCCAGUAGCAGUACUUCAACAGCACUAUUUAUAAUCCGUAUAAAUCACUGAUAUGCUCUUCCAGUCAGUCACCCAUAAAAAUCCCCCUGUUCCAGAAAUGCAUGUUACCUGAAACGGCUCUCCAGGAAAUCUGCUGUGCGCUACUGUUUUUGCCACCUACCAGUGGUUUUGAUAGAGCAAGACCAUGGACUAUGAGAUUUUUCUUCUCAAAAAUAUAGUGGAACAUUGUUGCUUGGAAAUGAACUAUAUAUGUGUACUUUCACAGAGGGAUGUGGUGUUUUUGAAAUGAUAUUUGAUAUCAGGAGGUCGUGAGUUUAAGGAAAAUGCUAUGCAAAGUGCUCCUGUGAGCGGUAAAAUAAACACCAAGUAGAGAACAAAGCAUUCUUUCAAAUAAAAUGGAACAUAUGACAAAUGUUUAGUCUGAACACAAAUGUAACCUGACUUUUAAGGGUGAGGUUUUUUCUUUUUUUUUUGUCUUCCUGCUUGUGGUGCCUCUUUCUCCUUGCCUUGACUAUUUUUUUUUUUUUUUGGGGGGGGGGUUGAUUUACAGAUGCUGUUGACAGUUGUGAUUAAACAGUUAUUGAGUCCUA
Messenger RNA from Neoarius graeffei (lesser salmon catfish), 2060 nucleotides. It is a transcript of the gene msrb3, whose product is annotated as methionine sulfoxide reductase B3. Gene Ontology annotation, cellular component: cytoplasm. The coding region runs from base 726 to 1316 and encodes 196 amino acids. Gene Ontology annotation, molecular function: peptide-methionine (R)-S-oxide reductase activity. The record is from RefSeq and is a predicted model, not a curated record. Gene Ontology annotation, biological process: protein repair; response to oxidative stress. Lineage: Eukaryota; Metazoa; Chordata; Actinopteri; Siluriformes; Ariidae. The transcript has 7 exons.